Molecule: messenger RNA, 135 nt
Organism: Haemonchus placei
Lineage: Eukaryota; Metazoa; Nematoda; Chromadorea; Rhabditida; Trichostrongylidae
Source: the annotation of a GenBank genome assembly
AUGAACGUCAUCAUGCUCUCAUAUAAUUCUUUACUUUAUUUGAUUUUGUUCAAAACAAUGAAGAUGCAUUGUCUCAUUUAUCGAAUUUUCUUUGUAAGUAAUGUCGAAUUGUUUCAAUUAGAUAUCCUCCUGUAA